Pterocles gutturalis (yellow-throated sandgrouse) is the source of this 1499-nucleotide messenger RNA. It is a transcript of the gene CERKL, whose product is annotated as ceramide kinase-like. Gene Ontology annotation, molecular function: kinase activity. The annotation marks the transcript as partial. NCBI's taxonomy places the organism in Eukaryota, Metazoa, Chordata, Aves, Pterocliformes, Pteroclidae. The record is from RefSeq and is a predicted model, not a curated record. The transcript is spliced from 12 exons.
GUGAUUCCAGUAUGGUUUUACAGGCUCAGGAGGAGAUUAUUGAAAUGAAAGAUGUUUUUUCAGUAAAACUGAAACGUCGUCGUUUUGCAGGACAGAAAAAUGGUGGUACUUUGUUGGGUAUCACAAUUUUUAAAUGCCUGAAUAAAGAAGAAAAUAAACUAACAGACUGUGCUAUCCACUUAAAUAACUUAAGUGAAGAUCAUUGUCAUUUAUGGUUUAGACAUCUAAAGGAAAUUUUGAAUGGUUUUCAAAAUAGACCAAAAUCCUUAAAAGUGUUUGUUAAUCCAAGCAGCCACAAAAGAGAAGCCACUCAUGUUUAUUUUGAACAAGUUGCACCUCUUUUUAAGCUUGCUGACAUCAAAACUGAUGUCACAGUAACUGAAUAUGAAGGACAUGCUCUCUCAGUACUUAAAGAAUGUGAACUCCAGGCGUUUGAUGGGGUUGUGUGUGUCGGUGGAGAUGGAUCUGUCAGUGAAGUUGCUCAUGGUCUACUACUUAAAGCCCAGAUAGAUGCUGGAAAAGACACAGACUAUAUACCAAAGCCUGUCAGAGCACCGGUUCCUCUUGGAGUAAUACCAGCAGGUACUACGAAUAUAUUGGCUCAUACUCUCCAUGGUAUUAAGCAUGCAGUGACUGCAACGUUGCACAUUGUAAUGGGACAUAUUCAACCAGUAGAUGUCUGUACUUUCAGUACUCCAAGCAAGCUGUUACGGUUUGGGUUUUCAGCUAUGUUUGGUUUUGGUGCAAGGACUCUAGCUUUGGCUGAAAAACACCGUUGGAUGCCCUCCAAUCAGCGGAAGGAUUUUGCUUUUAUCAAAACACUGACAGAUCUCAAGCCAGAAGAAUGUGAAUUAUCAUUUCUACCUCUACAAAUUCCACAGGAAGGCUCUCAUGAUAAUGACAGAAAGAAGAAAGAGAAAAUUAAAAAAAAAGGUGGCAAGGAUCAAUGGCACAAAAUUCAGGGUCACUUCCUGAAUGUGAGCAUUAUGGCAAUCCCUUGUCUGUGUUCGAUGGCACCAAGAGGCUUGGCACCUAAUACGAGGUUGAAUAAUGGAAGCAUGGCUCUUAUUGUUGUACAAAAUACUUCUCGAACAGAGUUUAUAAAACACCUGAAAAGAUAUGCCAGCGUAAAAAAUCAGUUCAAUUUUCCCUUUGUUGAGACCUACACAGUUCAAGAAGUAAAAGUACAACCAAGACUUAAAAUGGGGCUUGAUGCCAAAGAAAAUACAUAUUUGAAUGCUGCUGCUGCAGAAGGAAAUUACCCUUGGAAUAUAGAUGGAGACUUAAUGAAAGAAGCAUCAGAAGUUCAUGUUCGGGUGCAUCCUCAACUUAUUAAUCUCUAUGGAGUGAACACUGAUGACCUGGCGAGUUCCCAAGCAACAUGCAGUUGCAUAUAGAAGGGACACACUGCAAGUUCUGUAUUAAAGAAUCCUUUUCCCACCUCUAUGCACAGCUUUCCAAGUUCCCAGUCUUUCACUCACUGAAUUCAGUUAUUGUAA